GUUUUUCGAUUGGAUUUUUGUGGUAGUUCGGGGUGGGAGGGAGAGUGAGGUAGGGUUGGGGCGUGGUGCACGUGGUCGGAGCGGAUCGUUGCCGAGUCGGGAAGUGUGCGGGCAUAGAGAAUUUUGGUUUGCCUUGGUGGCUCUCGUAGACCUGCAGAUCAAUGGGUGGUGUUGGCGGUGAUGAUGAUGAUGAUGCAUGGGAAUCCGAAGGUCUGGACGGCCUUUGGUAGUGGUGCUGGGAAAGGGGAUUUCGGGUCGGAUUAGGGAGUGGAGUCGGUGCAGCAUGUGAGGAGGUGGAUGGUAGAGCUACUUGCGAUUGAGCGGGGACAUACGAGUGUGGAAACCGGAAGCGUGGAUGUGGCACGCCACAUGUUUGAGCGGGCAGAACGAUGAAAGAUGCAUGCAUGAUUGACUACCUUUUUAAGCUUUUGCUGAUUGGAGAUUCUGGUGUGGGAAAGAGUUGCCUUCUUCUCCGAUUUGCGGACGACUCAUACCUGGAGAGUUACAUCAGCACAAUUGGUGUCGACUUUAAAAUACGUACAGUGGAGCUUGACGGAAAGACUAUCAAGUUGCAGAUUUGGGAUACCGCUGGUCAGGAGAGGUUCCGGACCAUCACAAGUAGCUACUAUCGUGGAGCCCACGGAAUCAUUGUUGUUUAUGAUGUGACAGACCAAGAGAGCUUCAACAACGUGAAGCAAUGGUUGAACGAAAUUGAUCGAUACGCCAGCGAGAACGUAAACAAGCUUCUCGUGGGCAACAAAUCAGAUCUUGCUUCGAAGAAGGUGGUGGAUUAUGAAACCGCUAAGGCAUUUGCCGAUGAGAUUGGAAUUCCUUUCUUAGAAACAAGUGCAAAGAAUGCUACCAACGUGGAGCAAGCUUUCAUGACCAUGGCAGCUGAGAUCAAGAACAGGAUGGCCAGUCAGCCCGCGUUGAGCAGUACCAGCAAGCCCAACAACGUGACAAACCUGCGAGGACAGGCUAUUCCCCAGAAGAGUGGAUGCUGCUCAUAGGCCACCUCUGAUGGCAUGCAGCUGGCACCACAGCAGUUUGUCACGAAGAUCCUUUGUUGGUCUAAUUAGCAGACUCUGGGAUGUCUACUUGCUGUGGCCUGGUGCUGCAUGAGGGUUGCUGAAGUCUUCUAGGGUGGUAACAAGAGCAGGAAUUGGGGGCGCAGCGUUUAGUUGUGCGCUGCCUGGAAGAUAAUGUCUGGACUGUGCUCUUCAUUGAGCAAGAAUUGUUUGAACCAUUUAAGGUGUCCGAGGUCCAUUGCAGCUAAGGAUAGGGAACUUGCAGGGUACACAUAAGGGAGUGCAUUUCCUUGUGUGCAUUCGAACUAUUGUAAAGUGGGGACAGAGUAGGCAGGUGUAUGUGGGCGUCGUUGUAUGUAAUACCAUGGUUAGGUAUUUGCUGACUGGAAAGAGGGGAUGGAUGUGAAGUAUCCUGACAGUGCAACAUGGCCAGUUGACCCUUUCUGUUUAGAAAAUGUGAUGGGUCAAUGAUUUUUCAGCAGUAACCCACAUUGUUUUUCAAGUGAUUCAUGUGUAGUAAUUUCAUAAGUUUCGUAUACAUGAAAGAAGUGCGUAUUUUUGCAUCA
This is a messenger RNA of Physcomitrium patens, 1594 nucleotides long. Its product is annotated as ras-related protein RIC1. Gene Ontology annotation, molecular function: GTP binding; GTPase activity. The record is from RefSeq and is a predicted model, not a curated record. NCBI's taxonomy places the organism in Eukaryota, Viridiplantae, Streptophyta, Bryopsida, Funariales, Funariaceae.